Molecule: messenger RNA, 4580 nt
Organism: Xyrauchen texanus (razorback sucker)
Lineage: Eukaryota; Metazoa; Chordata; Actinopteri; Cypriniformes; Catostomidae
Product: choline dehydrogenase, mitochondrial-like
Exons: 8
Coding region: 203-2020 (605 amino acids)
Cellular component (GO): mitochondrial inner membrane
Molecular function (GO): flavin adenine dinucleotide binding; choline dehydrogenase activity
Source: RefSeq, a predicted model, not a curated record
AAUAACCAACCUCACCGUAGACAGUCACAAUGCCCCGCGCUGAGGACUCGCGCAGCUCACUAGAGCAGAGGUACACGUCACAUUCAGCGCGAGGAGCUACUGUUUGGAGAGAUGACCACGCGCUCACGGCCCAGGGGCAGCAGGGCUGUAGAUGAGCACUGGUGCUGCGCUUUGAAAGUCUUCUGCUAAGAGCUCUGUCAGUAUGCAGUGUUUGUGUAUGUCUAUGAGGCAUGCUUUAGGGAUCUGCAGGUAUGUCAGUGUACCAUGCUUACCAUGCUCAUCUGUAUCACUGCAGCAAAACCACAUCCUUCAUCCCAGGUACAGCAGUACGACAGUAAAGCGGAGUACGACGUCCUACAGCUACGUGAUAGCUGGGGCGGGAUCCGCAGGCUGCGUGCUGGCCAACCGCCUCUCUGAGAAUGUUUCUGAUUCAGUGCUCCUGCUGGAGGCAGGGCCUAAAGAUAUGCAGCUCAGCAGCACCCGCCUGUCCUGGAAGAUUCACAUGCCCGCCGCGCUGACGUAUAACCUCUGCAAUGACAAGUUUAAUUGGUUUUACCACACGUUACCUCAGGCAGGCAUGGAUGAGCGGGUGAUGUACUGGCCUCGCGGGCGAGUUUGGGGCGGCUCAUCGUCACUCAAUGCCAUGGUGUACAUCCGCGGGCAUGGCGAGGAUUAUAACCGCUGGCAGAGAAAGGGUGUCGAGGGCUGGGAUUAUGAUCACUGUCUCCCAUACUUCCGGAAAGCCCAGACACAUGAGCUGGGAGCGGACCAGUACCGAGGGGGUGACGGGCCACUGCACGUCUCGCGAGGAAAGACCGAUCACCCUCUGCAUCACGCGUUCAUCGAAGCAGGUCAGCAGGCGGGUUACCCCUUCACUGAUGAUAUGAAUGGAUUCCAGCAAGAAGGAUUCGGGUGGAUGGAUAUGACCAUCCACAAAGGUAAACGAUGGAGCACAGCGAGUGCUUACCUUCGCCCUGCCCUGUCCAGACCCAACCUGACAGCAGAGGUUGGUUGCAUGGUGACCCGCAUCCUUUUUGAUGGGACGCGAGCACGAGGGGUUGAGUUCCAGCAGAAUGGACAGACGAAAAAGGUGUUUGCUGAUAAGGAGGUGAUUCUCAGUGGAGGAGCCAUUAACUCUCCUCAGCUCCUACUGCUGUCUGGAGUAGGAAAUGCAGAUGAGCUUCACAAACUUGGUAUUCCUGUGACUCAACACCUCCCAGGUGUGGGCAGUAAUCUUCAGGAUCAUCUGGAGUUGUAUGUUCAGCAUCAGUGUACUCAACCCAUCACACUGUAUAAAGCACAGAAGCCUUUUCACAUGCUGAAGAUCGGUCUGGAGUGGCUCCUAAAAUUCACAGGUUAUGGAGCUACAGCUCAUUUGGAGAGUGGCGGUUUCAUUCGCAGUCAUCCCGGCGUUUCUCAUCCUGAUAUUCAGUUCCACUUCCUGCCCUCGCAGGUCAUUGAUCACGGACGUGUUAAAUCCAAGAUUGAAGCUUUCCAGGUGCACGUUGGACCCAUGAGGAGCAUGAGUGUCGGUUGGAUCAAACUGAAGAGUAAAGACCCCCAUGUCCACCCCAUCAUCCAACCAAACUACCUCUCCACUGACACUGAUGUUUGGGAGUUCAGAGAAAGUGUGAAGCUCACACGAGAAAUCUUCGCUCAGAAAGCCUUCGACCCAUUCCGCGGCCCCGAGGUGCUGCCCGGUCCUGCCGUCCAAUCAGACGCAGAGAUUGAUGCAUUUGUCCGGCAAAAGGCAGACAGCGCCUACCACCCAUCUUGCACAUGUAAGAUGGGCGAAGCCUCUGACGUCAUGGCGGUGGUGGAUUCUGAGCUGCGUGUGCACGGUUUGGAGGGGCUGAGAGUGGUGGACGCAUCCGUCAUGCCCUGCAUUGUUAGCGGCAACUUGAACGCCCCCACGAUAAUGAUUGCAGAGAAAGCUGCCGAUGUCAUUAAAGGGCUUCCCUCACUCCACGACCCACAAGUGCCAGUUUACCAACCCGACAGUCUACAGACACAGAGAUAACUUUGACAUUUGACCUAGACCAGAUAUGAUCAUACAUGCAUUUUUAAAGGGAUCAUUCACCCAAUAAUUAUGAGGUUCAUUUAAUUGACCCUCAUGAUCUUUCAAACCUACAUGACUUCCUUUAGCAGAAUGCUCACGCUGCUCUUUUCCAUACCACAACCACAUCUGUCAAGCUACAAAAACAUAAUAUCAUAAGUGUUCACUAUAUUCCAAGUCUUCUGAAGUCAUUCAAAAGCUUUGUGUGAGGAAAAAAGAAAAAUUGUAUUUACUCAUAAUCUUCCCUUCUGCUGAAGCUCUUACAUCUUAUUAUCCAUUCUGCAUAUUAAAUCUGGCACAUCAUGUUCAGGUACGAUUAGAGGUUGAAUGAUAUAUUGGAUUCACUGAUUAAUCUGGGCCGAUAGUUGCUUUUUUUAACUAUUGGCUUUUGGAGAAAAUCAACUCUGAUAGUUUUUGAUAUAAAUUUGUCUAAUCUAUCAGUUUGCUACAGAAGACAUUAAUUGAUUGACUAGUUGUGUGGAUUACUUUUAUGCUGCCUAAUAUGCCUUUUGGACCAUCAAAUAGCCAGCAGCAUCACGGCACCCAUUCACUUUCAUUGUAUGGACAAACAGAGCUGAAAUGUGCUUAUUAAAAUCUUCACUUCGGUUCUGCUGAAGAAGGAAUGUCAUACACAUCUGGGAUGGCUUAAAGGUGAGUAAAUCAUUAGAGGAUUUUUUGUUGAAUUAACCCUUUAAUACGCGGUUUUGAAUAAAAAUAAACCACUUGUGAAUUUGUGCAGAUCCGUAGAGUUUUUGUUUUCUGAGAUUUAAAGGCAUCCAAUAUGUUCCAGUCAGUGAUUAAGUGAUUUUAUUAGUUAAUUAUCAGUAGUAAAUCAAUCAUUAAUGCCAUCAGAAGACUAAGGACUAGCAAAUUACAUUGCCCUUUUUCUCUCUCCCAUUCUUGUACAUCAUUCAUAUAUAUAAUAUGACAAUAAAAUUAAAUAAUAAAUAUCGUCAGUAGAGAUGAAGCAUACCGUCACAGAUAGCGAUUUCCCAUGUAUUCAUAGAUGAACCCACAUUCUUCACACAGAUCUAUGUGUAGCGAUAUACGUACAUAUUAGUGUUCUUUUCAGCUUAAUAUAGCUUCUCCGCCUUUGGAGAGCUAUAUUUUUACAUUAUAACAUUUUGUUCUCUUUAGUCCAACAGUCUCAUUUGAAGUCAUCACAUACAGUGUCGUUUUUAACUGACCGCAUACGUUCAGCUAAAAAAAAUCCUACCCCACCAUGUUUUCAAACUAAAAACAAGUGCAGCCGCGUUGAGGUCAAUUCUGGCAAACAAGGUCACUUAGUUUUAAUGGCAUUUGGUGUUGACAUGUGAAUGAUAGCAAUACUGAGAAAAAAGACAGGAAGUAGUUUCAUGUGUGAACAGCACCUCUGGUACAUUUACCAGUAAAGGCAACCCAAGGAUUUUCUUGUAAUUUGCCUGGUUGCAUGUGUGACUGUGGCUAAUGACAUCAAACAUGAUGCAAUUUUUAAUCUGAACAAGGAAGAAUAUGACAUUUUGGAGCUUAAACGAAGAUUUUCAGUGAGUCUCAAAACUUCAGAAGACUUGAAAUAUAGUGCAAUAGUCACAUGGACAACUUUUAUUAAACUUUAUGAUCAAUUUAUGGUGAUUUCAGGGUGUUCUUUGGUCCUUUAUGAAGCAGCUAUUGUUACUAUGAAGUGUUGCAUGCAGAUUCUUAAACAUGUCACACGUUUGUUCCACUGAAAUGGGUUUUGAAUGCAUACAAAAAGCACAGCGAUUUGGAACGACAUGAGGGGGAGUAAAUGACACAAUUUAUAAUUUUGGGUGAACUAUGAUAGUCAGCAUAAAGUGUUUAAUUAAAUAGGUUUAUACAGGAUAAUGGUACUUGUGCGUACUGUCAGAAAGCCAGUUUUCAUACCAUGAAUUAAUCAACUUUUGACAUGACCUUAAAGUGUCUUCCACAAUGUCCUGUAAACAGCCAGUUCAGUGUGUCUUAAAUUUUUAUGUUUACUACAAUAAUUAAUGCAGCUAUAAAGAUGUGAAUGCUAAUGAAUGAGCACAACAUUAUGUGAUGAUAUAUGUAACUGUAGUUUAAUGUAGACAUGUGAUCAGGGACCUUGAGUAACCUAACGUCAAGCAGCCUUUGUGUGGUAAAUGUGAGGUUUUAUGCCUUAAAUGAAAGUUACUAAUAUAACAGUGAUUGAACAUUUACAGCUUUAUAAGAUUUAUAGCUCAUAUUUGACCAAUCAGUAUAUAUGAUGAUUGCAAUUAUGUAUGAAAACGUUUGAUAAUUAUGAUCAAAACAUUGAAUUAGCUAACAAUAGAAAUUUUUAAUAUCAAGUGUUUAUCUAUGCAAAUUACUGUUUAUUGUUUACAUUGAGAGAGAGAUUUUAGACUUCUUGUGUAACAUUUCAAGAUUUUUUAUGCUGGUACAUUGUUCUUGUUUUACCACUGUUACAUUUUAUUUGAUUAAUAGUGUAUUAUAAAAUUGUAAUGUGUAAAAAUUAUAUACAAAAACAGUGUUCUUAUUUAACAGACUGAAACUGCACAUUAAAAGCGCU